Carlito syrichta (Philippine tarsier) is the source of this 1565-nucleotide messenger RNA. It is a transcript of the gene CCDC102A, whose product is annotated as coiled-coil domain containing 102A. The coding region runs from base 1 to 1131 and encodes 376 amino acids. The record is from RefSeq and is a predicted model, not a curated record. Gene Ontology annotation, cellular component: myosin complex. The transcript is spliced from 9 exons. NCBI's taxonomy places the organism in Eukaryota, Metazoa, Chordata, Mammalia, Primates, Tarsiidae.
AUGGGCAAAGAAGAAAGAGAGAGGCAGGCAGCAGAAGAGGACACCGGGGCCCAGGGGCGCUGUGAGCUGGAGCUGGUGGAGAGCCUGCUGAAGAGCAGACCAGAGGAGCCCGAGGGCUGCUGGGAGACACGCAGUGUGGGGGCCGGGGGCCCGCGGGGCAGCUCAGGCCGCCAGGAGCGCAGCCGGCUGCCCUGGGAGGACACAGCUGCCACCGAGGAGGAGGCCUCCAAGUUGACCGCCCUGCGGCUGCGGCUGGAUGAAUCCCAGAAGGUGCUGCUCAAGGAGCGAGAGGAUAAGCUGGCCCUGAGCAGGAACAUUGAGAAGCUGGAGGGGGAGCUCAGCCAGUGGAAGAUCAAGUACGAGGAGCUAAGCAAGACCAAGCAGGAGAUGCUCAAGCAACUCAGCAUCCUGAAGGAGGCGCACCAGGACGAGCUGGGCCGCAUGUCUGAAGACCUGGAGGAUGAGCUGGGCGCACGGUCCAGCAUGGACAGGAAGAUGGCCGAGCUGAGGGGCGAGAUGGAGCGGCUGCAGGCCGAGAAUGCAGCCGAGUGGGGCCGCCGGGAGCGACUGGAGACGGAGAAGCUGGGCCUCGAGCGGGAGAAUAAGAAGCUGCGGGUGCAGGUCGGAGACCUGGAGGAGGCCCUGGCUCGGCGGCGGCGGCAGACAGCCAGUGUGCUGGACUGUGACCUGCGUGCCAGCCAGGCCGCGCUCUUCGAGAAGAACAAGGAGCUGGCGGACCUGAAGCACGUGCAUGGCAAGCUGAAGAAGCAGUUUCAGGAGAAGGUGGCAGAAUUGGCCCAUGCCAACCGGCGGGUGGAACAGCAUGAGGCCGAGGUGAAGAAGCUGCGGCUGCGUGUGGAGGAGCUCAAGAAGGAGCUGGCCCAGGCGGAGGAUGAGCUGGAUGAGGCACACAACCAGGCGCGGAAGCUGCAGCGGUCGCUGGAUGAGCAGACGGAGCAGAGUGAGAACCUGCAGGUGCAGCUGGAGCAUCUGCAGUCCAGGCUCCGCAGGCAGCAGCAGAAUGCGCCCCUCUUCGGGAAGAUCCGCAGCGCUCGCUUUGGCACCGAGGAGGCCGGGGAUGGAGCCAGCGACCUGGAUGAGGACGAGGACCUGCAAAUCCAGGUGGCCUAGAGCCUCGUGGGACUGGGCAGGAUGGGGAGCCCUGGGGUCCAGGCCCACUCGCCCCUGGAACUGAUGCCGCUGCCUGAGUUCUCUUUGGGGCCAGACACUGCUCCCUGCCACCAACGACUUUCUUCCCUCCCAAGGAGGGCAUCGACAGUCCCACCUCCCAACACCCAUAAAAGGGAAGCCUGUAUUUUAUGUAGAUAUGUAUAUAUUAUAUAUAUGCCCGGGACCCAUUUGGUUUUAUAAAUACAGGAAUACUCCAAGGCCCAGUCCAGGCCACCCUACCCACCUAGGACGUCAUGCAGGGUUGGGGUGUGUCAAGAGGGGAUUGUUUUGGGUCCCAACCCAGGCUGCCUCUCCAGACCUUGGAGGUCUGGCAGGGGAUGUUCCUAGUACAGUGUGGUGAACUCAGUCUUUUGUAAUAAAUGAAGUUCAAGUUC